GGACGUGUUUUAAGAAUGAAGUUGUUUCGUGUUUCGCGUUGACUGUGGACUGUUUUUUUUCUCUCCUGAAUAACUGUGUUGGUGUUGGUUGCUUCCACCCACCUUUUGCCCGUCCGUGCGCCGUAUAGUGCACUGGAAUCAAUCGCAUACUGGCAUAGUGAUGAACUGCAAGUGACCGUGUGUGAAUACAACAGAGCAGCAGUAGCAGCAGCAUAUGAAUUGCAAUUGCAUAGGGGCAAGUGAAACAGCACACCCGUUUGCUGUGGUGGAUCGAGCGAGAGGGCAUCUAAUAAUUUUGCUUGCCUCUUGGUUGGGUUUGGAUUCUGGUUUCGAACGCGUUUGUGUUGGUAAUAACAUCGUGUCGCGUUUGUGAAAAUUGUUCCGAACAGACAUUGCUUGCUGCUGUGCUGGGCUGAGUUUGAAUUUUGUCCCGUCGAUUGUUGUACAUACCCCGCGCAGUCGAAACGAAAGUGCAUCGUACAAAUCCAAGGUUUCGCAGAUGUGGUAAAUCCGGCAUGUGAUUUUUGAAAUUCCAAAUCGGCUUUUUGUGCUGCAUAAAACAAUGUUCAAUAUGUUUUCGGGGGCGCGGGUUGCGACACAGUUGUGAGAUUAGCAGGGAAAAUCAAAUUUUCUUAUGGGAUAAGUUUCUCCGCGCAGUAAUAUGUGUGUACUGUGUAUGGUAAUCUACACGUCCCGAGCUUGAGCUGUGUGCAUAGUAAAUAUCGAUGAAUGGCUACCGAAUUUACGGUAAAACAUCCAGUUGGUUGGUCAGUUUAAAAAUUACGUUUUCCGGAAAAAUUUGUGCCGAAAAAGGAAGUUUCUGUGUCAACCAAAGAAUGAUUGUUUUCCGAUGUGACGUAUGGUGAAAAAGGGUGUAAAAAUUGUACAACGCCUAUUCGACAGUGUUGGUAAAUCCGCGCAGAAGGUAGAGCAACAAUAACGUAGGUGCAUGUGUGUUUGUGACCGUGUAUACCUUGCAGCCGAAACAGCUCUGCUGAAGAAAGGUGUGUAAUUAUUAUUACAAAAUGAAUGAAAUUAAAAAUAUUGAACAAAAGUGAAACGAAUUCGAUGUGCGAUUAGGAAAAAGCGUGUUGAUUUGUCCGUCCAUCCAAUUGUGAAAUGUAUAGUGAAGAAAUUGUGCAGUACAUGUUACGGAAGAAAUAACAUAAAUACAAAACAUAUCAACGGUGUUUCUAUUAUCCUCUGGAUUACCUACUGAUGUAAGCUUUCGUGGCGAAGCAAUUGUCGAUCUAAACAAACAAUUGAAAAAAUAAACAUAGCUGCUCGGUUUAGGCUGCAAAACGAAACCGUGAAUUUUUGAAGGUGGUGGCCAUUGGAAGCUUUUCAUUAAAGCACGCUGUGAGAACACCGUCGACGGCAGGCAGCUGGCUUUUGAAUCGGAAAAAUCAGCAUGCCCUUCUCCGUCUGACCACAUCGUCGCGCACCGUGUUCCGUAGUCGAUCAGAACUAACGCUGCCUGCUGAAAUGGCCCGUUGCAUCGUGGCUACUCAAACAGGUUCCCCCAGAAGCAACAGCAGCAGCAGCAGCAGCGACAGGACGAUUACUCGCCGCAGAAGGAUGUCGGAUUUCAAGCUGAGCCGCAGUGAGCAUGAUUUGUGAGUUGAGUGCAGUGCGACUAGGACACCCGCUUGAAACGACAACGACGUCGACGAUGAUGAGGAUAAUCCUCUAGGUUAGAUUGAUGGUUUCCUCCAGCAAAGAAGAAAAAGCAUUGAGAGUUUUUGUGAGUAUUCGCGGUUCAGAAAACAAGCUAAAAGUUAUAAGUUCAAUGUGAAAAAGUGCCAACCUGUGUCAGUUUCAUGAUAUUUGUGUUCUUCCGGCUGAGAUAACGGUGAGGGGAAGAUGAAUUCCGUAUUUUCCGCAUUCAAAUCUUCCGGCAAACAUGACGGCAAGCAAAAGUCGUCGGGUGGCAAGAAGAUGGCUCAGGAUCCGCCCAAUAGCUAUGAGAAGUUGCGGCAUAUACGGGAAAUUAGCGGCAACAAGAUGAAUAACCUGGUCGUAUUGGAUCCGGUCGAAACGAACGGCGGAUUAGCAGUGCCGUCGCCCUGUGCCACCACGCCAGUGCAGAGUCCUUCCAGCGAAAAAAGUUUAGAUCUGGAAGAUCUCGGCGAGGACCAGGUGGAUCGGGCAAUAAUUGAAACAACUGUGGAAAACGGUACGGACCAGUCGCAACUACCUUCUGUCGCAGCGCCGACAGCAACCGCAAAGGCUGACACAUCGAGUGAUAGUUUAACUGAUAGUGUAGUAGUGAGCAAGCCCCCGUCGGGAGCAGCAGCUGUGGCGGCUGCCGCAGCCUCCACAGUGACUCCAGCAGCAACAACGAUCAAUGGCAGUGGUUCGGGAGUUGCCAAUUUUGCCGUCCCUGCCGUUCCAUCAUCAACCAUUCCGACCAGCAGCAACAACAGUAGCAAUCAGUGGAAUGUCGUCAGUGCGAGCGCUCGCUUCCACAAACCGAGGCUCAGCUUGAGCAGCAGCCUUGGGCUAACCGGUAGUAGCAGCAGUAGUGGUGGCGGCAGUGGCAGUAACGCGAUGCCUUCGGUGCACGGACGUACCGGCGGGAAUGGCACAACGGGCAGCGGCCCGGGCGGAAUGCCACAGAAAACCAGACUGUCGACGCACCAAAGAAAUCUUAGCUUAGACUUUAGAUCAAUGGGAAUUCUAUUACCUCCAGUGUCACAGGUGACCAAUACUCGAAUCAACAUGACUCAACAUCACCGGAACCGAAGUUUGGACAGUGCUCUACAGAGGAUACCCGAGGUGGAGGUAUCGUCCCCGAGCGCCGAAUCGGAGAACACACUGUGCACAAACUCGAUCCUCGGAGCGACGAUGUGCACCAAAAUCAUCCAAUCCUCGUCGACGAAUCCGACCAACACACCGGCGAUUACGAGAGGGGGUACCGGUGCCGGCGGUGGUGGUGGGGCCUCCGCGGAAGGACUGGCAGGCAGCUGCAGCAGCAGUCGCAGCAGUGCACCGACAGUGAUCGACGGAAGCGGAGCUGGAUCUGCGCUUGUGUCUGGUUUGCGAACGGGGAAAAGGGAAAAUGAAACCCUCGGUGGUAAGGAAAGUGACAGCAAGAAGAGAGAAGACUUGACCAGCCUGGGAUCGGACGAUUCUGGCAUCAUUUGUGGAUCGGAACCGGAUCAUACAUCACUGACCAGGAUUCGUCGUUCGCGUGAAAGCCUCGAUUCCGGUGAAAUAGACCCGUCGGAAGAGGAGUGCAUCGAAAUCCUCGAGACGACAUCGAUGGACGAAGAGUACCGGAUGUUGCAGUCGGAUCUGGGCUUCUAUCCACUGACUUUGGGUUGUGGUCCAGGAACGAACAACGGCAGCAGGAGUUUUCCGAACAAGGACAACCGAAGCGGCAAAUCGGUCGAUGGUGGUAACAACAGUGGAUCGUCUUCCUCUUCCGAAGAAACCGUUAGCGAUAAAGUUCGCUACCGGGAGCAGAACAUGAAUAAGGCUGCCAUCAUGUUGGAGAAAAUUUGCGUUCCCAUCGAGUACGAGGAUAAUCCCGCCGGUGGCGAUGGGGAAGAUGAAAUUGACGCCGCCACUCCGAUCGUAGAAGAGGACAAAACCAUUCUGGCGGAUGCGACGACCCCGGUAGGAGCCGAUGCGAAGGAAAUGACAGCGGCUGCCGCUGCGAGCUCAGCUGUGCCAACAAUUACCACUACCAGUGCUAGUAGUAGUCAAAAGAGCGACCAAAAGAAUGACAUAAUUUUUCGAAAUUUUUUCGGUGCCACCAAGAAUGCCAUCUUCCGGACGGCCCAAAGUAUCAUUGAUAAUCACGAGAAGAAGAGUGCAAAAAAUAAGGAAAAGGAAGAGGAGAAAGUUAAAUCACCAACGGAAAUAUCGAAGAAACGUGAAUUCAAUGUUUUACGGUCACGGUUGAAGAGCAAGGAAGCUAGUAGCAACAACAGCAGUAACAACAACAACAACACUACCACCAACAGCAGCAGUAGUAAUUCAGCAAGUGCAACGAAUGCCACCACUAACAGUUCCAGCAGCAGCGGCAGCAGUAACAAUCAACUAUCUCCGGAGCCGCAACCAUCGCCCGAACCGGAAGUCAAAAGUCUUUCAAAAUCAUCGUCCACGAAUUCGCUGAAGGUGCCCGGCGUGGCAGUACCGACCUGUACCAAUCCGCGAGAAAUCAUCGAACCUCAUCUCAAGGCCGAACGAGGCCAGAGUGGACUGCUAAGGUUUUUCGAAUCACCGGUUUUCAAUAUCCACUUUGCCGUCCAUUACCUUUUCUACUCGAAGGAACCUGGCGUUCUGAGCUUUAUUGGCAACAAAUUGUUUAGCUUCCCCUACACUGAGGUGGACCUGUAUAUUCCUCAACUGAUCAUAAUGUACAUGCAAAUUGAGGAGCUUUCUGAGGUGCUCGAUCCCUAUCUAGUCUAUCGGUGUCGACAGUCGGUAGACUUUUCCUUACGAUGCGUUUGGCUGCUGGAAUCGUACAAUUUCAAUAUGGGAAUGAGCAACAGCGGCAGUUUAAAUCGAAAGCAUCUGACACUGCUAAAGGAGCUGUACCCGAAGCGGGAACGAAGACAGCAGCUCCGACUGAUGGAACCAAUUGUAGACACCGUCAAAAAGACUCACCAUCGCUCGCAGUCGGAUGCCACCGGUCUGAUGGGAUCACUUUCAUCGAACCCGAUUCUUUAUCCCACCCCGCUGAAACCUCUCUGCUUGGGAGAUCUCAGCAGUGGCCGAGCCUUCGAUAAUGGGUGUGUUUGCUUCGAAUCUGUUCGGGGGACGGUCAACGACUUGCUUGGCCAGCAGACGGUUUGCUCCUGUGGUGCUCCCAAACUGGUGCCGGAGAAGGAAUUCAUGAAGGCUCUGAUCGACAUCGGUCGUAUGCUAACCGUCCUACAGACCAAGAUUGAAAAGACUUCCCGCCUGCGGAUACUGCUUAAUUUAAUCAACAAGAAUCUUCCAGCUCGUGUUUGGCUUCCACUGCAUUCCGAAACACCGCACCACGUAGUGCGAAUAACCGAGGAAAAAACGGCCGUCCUCAAUUCCAAGGACAAGACUCCCUACAUCAUAUACGUGGAAGUGGUCGAAGUGAACGACAUCUAUACGUCUCCUGUCAUUCCGAAAAUGAUGCCAACGCUGAGGCAUACCAAGAGCGAAGAACGGUUGGACAGUGGAAUGAAACCAACCGGAACGGGGGCUGCGGAAGCGAGUGCGUCCGGCAGUGCAAUUGCUGCUGCUAAUGGGCACCCAACAUUAAAGCAGCGCGAUUCCCGGGCUUCCGAGUGCUCCUCAUCCGGAGAAGUGGCCACGCCUAGCAUCGCCUGGGGCAUGCUGGGUGCCAUGUGCGACUACAGCUUGACCGAGGAUGACGUCUGGUCCCAGGAGGACGACGAAAUCACCGCACAAUAUCUGAAUCUGCAUAAGAGUCUCUCCGAGCGGGAUGCGAUCUCGCAGUUCUCGAUGGAUUCGUACGAUUCGAGGGAUCACGGUGCUCCCGUCCUGUUCAACAUCGGCGACGUUCGGAGUCGUCACUGUGCCAAUCUCAACACUGAGAACACGAAACCGUUCAGCUUCGAUCCGGAGGAUCCGUCGGCUGCCAUCUUGAAGGAACCAUGGCACGAGAAGGAACGGCAAAUUCGGGAAAGUUCGCCCUACGGUCACUUGCAGAGUUGGAGGCUGCUUUCGGCUAUUGUCAAGUGCGGUGAUGAUUUGCGGCAAGAACUGAUGGCGACGCAGCUUUUGGAGAUGUUCAAGCUAAUCUGGCAGGAGGAAAACGUCGACCUGUGGGUGCGGCCGUACAAAAUCGUCUGCCUGUCGAACGAUUCCGGGUUGAUCGAACCGAUUGUAAACACCGUUUCGUUGCAUCAGAUUAAGAAAAAUAGCGCCAAAAGCCUCGGGGAUUACUUCCUGGACGAGUACGGCGGUGACCCGGAGUCCGAGCAGUUCCGAACGGCGCAGCGAAACUUUAUGCAGUCCUGUGCGGCGUACUGUUUGAUUUCCUACCUGUUGCAGGUUAAGGAUCGUCACAAUGGCAACAUACUGCUGCACGCCGACGGUCACCUGAUUCACAUCGAUUUUGGCUUUAUUCUCAGUAUAUCUCCGAAAAACUUAGGUUUCGAGCAAUCGCCAUUCAAGCUGACGCCCGAGUUUGUAGAUGUGAUGGGUGGGCCCUCUUCGGAGCUGUGGCUCGAGUUCAAGCACCUGCUGCUGGAAGGUCUCAAAGCAGCCCGGAAGCACAUGGAUCGCAUCAUAAAUAUUGUUGAGAUUAUGAGAAGUACAUCUCAACUGCCAUGCUUCAAGAACGGCUGCUCCGGAACGGUGCGCAAUCUGCGCAACCGGUUCCACAUGAACCUCACCGAGCAGGAACUGGAACGCAAGGUGGAACAGCUGGUGCUGGAUUCGCUGAACUCGGUCUCGACCAAGCUCUACGAUAGCUACCAGUACUUUACGAACGGCAUUUUGUGAGAGCGAUUUUUCAUGAAAAUCUAAACAAAAAAACAAGGAAAAGUCUGCCGUUUUCAGUCACAGUAACACUUAUGGCCAUAUUACCUGCGAAAAGCGCGGAAACAAUGAAAAUGCGAGAAAAGAGUACAAAAAAUGUUUCUAUCGGUGUUUUUUUGCUGAUCCUGUCCAGUGUCCAGUGUAAUGGAGAAAAAAUGAUACACAGUGAAAUAGUUUGGUCAGGAAUCGCUCUAUCCCACUACGUUUCCUUAACCAAUAGAAGUGACGUGGUAACCCUUGUAAAUGUUUUGUAAAUAUAGACAGGAAUCCGGAAUCUAUAACAAACGAAAUUGGCUAGUUGUACAGAUGAUAGGCGGGUAGCAUUUUGAAACCAUCAGAAGUUGGAGGGGUUUUUCUGUGAAAAACCACAUUUUCGCUGAAUAACGUUUUAAUCAUAGACAUAUUUUUUUCUGUGUAAAAUAUCGCUAUAUUUCUUCAUUACUUACAAUACCAAAACCGCGUUUUACAAGAAACAAAUAAGAAUGAAAACAAUGCAAACAAACAAACAAAACAAAACAAUUCACAACUUAGUCUUAAGUGUCGUACUGUCCGGUAUAGAGGAAGGGAUCAAGAAGCGGUAAGAUUGAAACAACUUUUUGCGUAUAUACUUUUAGAUUAGGCUGAUUAAGCAGCAGAGGAGAUCAAUUCCAAUAAUCAAACGGCUAGGUUAGAGAGAUGAAAACGCAAAACCCUGUUUGUGCUGUUUUCCCGCUAAAUUAGGUUUAAUUUAAAUCACAGCAUCAUCAUUCGCAUAACACGGUUCGAAGUUAAAUGGCAACCUAUAAUUUAUAUACUCAUUAUAUUUAGCUAAUCUUUCAAGCGCGGUAUACCUCGGGCAGAGGGUUACAAGGAAAGAUUCCUUUCUCGGUGCAGACCAAAUCCUGUACUUGUACAGCUUUAUGGAUUAUAGAAACCUUUAUAGUGAUGGAAUCGGUUCCAUCUUUUUGCGAUACAUGCUUAUUAGGAAUCGGUAAAGGCUUGUUAAUUGUUGUGCAACAGUUGAACUUUCAUAACUAAAACCGAAACCAGCAUUUGUUUUGCCGGAAGCGAAAAAGUGACCGAAUGAUGAUUAAAGUCUACCAAACUUCAUCACUACUCUUCAGCAGACAGGUAAGUAAAAAAAACUGUUCCCUCUUUACGCGGCCACGGAUGCCAAAUUACCGCAUAAAAAAAACAAAACCUCGUUCUAUUCUAUUCUAUUCGUCGCAAUUUCAUGUUCGCUUCGGUGUAAAUAUGUUAGCUCCAGAUCCAGAAAGUUCACGUUUAACGGGGAUUUGAUUUACAAUCUAUGAGACACCCCCGCAGCAAGGAGGGGAUUUGUUAUCCUUAUUGUGCAUUCUUAAUCUAAACAAAAAAUAUAGUUGAAAGACAUGCUUCUAUAAAAUAUACAAUUAAUAUCUAGCCUAUCAGAAUAUUAUAUUUCUAAUCGAUUCAUGGAAUCUUUUUGAUUUUAACUCUACCAAACUGAUAGACGUAUACAAAUAGACAAAUUCUACUUAUCUACUAUCGAUACUAAUAAAUCACACACACACACACACAUCUAUCACACAAACACUUACACCCACACACACUUGUAAGAUGUACUCGAAAAACAAUCGCAAACUGUAAUGCUGCGGUGGCGAAGCAGCAGCAACAGCAAAUACUCGUGAGUGUUGAAAAGAGAAAACUAGUAGCAACAGCAGAAGAAAAACUUCCUAUGUUUCGCGCGUAUCGCAUCUUAUUUUUCUCAUCCAAUUCGUUCAUCGAUUCAUGCAUGCACUGCAUUUGCACAGCUCAGCAGCUCAGUUUAAAUCAAAUAAUUGCUGUUGUAGUUGCAUCCAACAUAGAAUUAUCAAAACAAACUAAAAAAAACGGAACAAGUAAGACAGAAGACUGCACAGCGCAGCGAGAUGCGGUGGGUGGUUGGUUGGUCGGACGGAACAGUCGAAAAAAUCGUAGAUAGCUUUUUCAUAUAUAUUAUAAUUCUAUUAGAGAGUAAAACUGCUGCGAGUAAAAACGGGAUUCAACUGUGCGCGAGCAAGCAAGCAACAACAACGGAGGUUGUUAAGUAGAAAGAGCAAACCGCGCAAGUCGCAGAGAAAAGAAGAAAACAAAGUCCUAUAUUUAUUAUUUUGUAACAUCAGCAAUCGCGAAAACAAAACAAAAAAACAACGGCAAACAUAAGAAGAAGAAGGUAGAAAGAAAAAGCGCGUACGUAGUGAGGGGGAUGAUGCGAGUGGGGGGGAACGAACUUCUUCAGCGCUAUCCUUAUUAAUAGGGAAGAUCAUUAAGAUUAGUCACAGUAAAUACUUGAUAGCGAAUAAUCUUACAGAAAAAAAA
Molecule: messenger RNA, 8811 nt
Organism: Sabethes cyaneus
Lineage: Eukaryota; Metazoa; Arthropoda; Insecta; Diptera; Culicidae
Gene: fwd
Product: phosphatidylinositol 4-kinase beta
Exons: 12
Coding region: 1864-6456 (1530 amino acids)
Biological process (GO): phosphatidylinositol-mediated signaling; phosphatidylinositol phosphate biosynthetic process
Cellular component (GO): membrane; cytoplasm
Molecular function (GO): 1-phosphatidylinositol 4-kinase activity
Source: RefSeq, a predicted model, not a curated record